ACUAACAAUCUUCUUCUACACAGAUCCAGAACGGCAGAAAUUCCAAUCCCCGAAAAUAGUGGUGUCAAACUGUCAAUUGAGUCCAAGAUCCUAAAACUACAGAAACACACAUUUUAAAAGGCCUGAUUCUGAUAAGUCCCCCAAAAAACAAUUGAGAUAGGGCUGGUCCUAGAAGCCCUAAACAAAAAUUGGAAGUUGCUGCGCUGUGCAUCAUCUUCGACUCUUCGUCUGAUUCGUUGAAGACUCAGGUCGCUGUGCAUCCUUUCACACUCGUCGGAGUUGCUGUGCCUGUGCAUUGGAGUUGUUGUACAUUCUCGAUUUGUCGCCAACUCGCCAUUUCUGCCGGAGAAGACAUAAUCAGUGGACGACGCGGUGGUGGUGCUGAUUCUGAUUCUGGAGACACAGAUUACCAGUCUCUGAGAAAGAAGAAGAGAAACGAUAUCUUCAAAGGUGGGGAGGUAGGAGCCGCUGACACAGGUGCGAGCAACUGAAUAAUUCCGAUCAUGAAGGCACUCAGAGCAGAAUAUUGUUGAUUGGCCGUGAGUCAAGCGGUCAAAACUGUGGUCAUAUAUUCAACAUGUUAUAAAUGGUAGUUCCACAAUAGGCAUAAAUGCGCACAAAGCAAGCCAUGUGAGAUAUAUGAAUAUAAAUAUAUCCUAAAUGGGACAGGUAGAGAUGAAUGGAGGAAUAAGGAAGGAUGGAGGGAAUAUGAGAUACCCUUUGCCUUAGGAGAGGACACGUCAUCCAUGAUCUGCUACGAUCUUCGUUCUAUUAAGUUAUAUAGUAGAUUGCUAAAAAAGUCAACACAUUAGUUAAUAAUGGAAGAAAACAUUUGAACGCCACUGAAUUCGGAGCCUUCUUCCUUCUACAACUUCUGUUCCUCUGUUUCUCCAAUCAAAUUCAAGAAAAUGGUGAGAAACCAUUUAUCCAAGCGUGCAAACAAGUACCUCAGAAAGUUCAGAAAAUGGCCACAUUCUCCUUACAAAACUUCAUGGCACCACAAUUUUGCUGAAGAACAAGCCAUGGAAACCCUCAAAAGAGCAACACUUGAAUUGGGUUCCAACAACAACCACCCAUUUCUUCUUUCUACCCUUAUUGACUCUUUCAAGUCUUAUAGCUGUGACCCAACGCCAAAAGCUUACUUUUUUCUCAUCAAAACCUUAACACAACACUCCCAUUUUCAAGAUAUUCCACCUGUUCUUGACCACAUUGAGAACAUGGAGAGUUUUGAAACACCCGAGUUUAUGUUAAUGCACCUUAUUGGAUUCUAUUGUCAUGUUGGUAUGGUCCAAUAUGCUCUUGAUUUGUUUUACAGGAUCCCAAGGUUCAGGUGCACACCAACUGUUCGAUCAUUGAACCUGUUGCUUUCAUUGCUCUGUAGGAGGCCCAAGUGGAUUGGGAUGGUGCCGAAUGUACUGCUGAAGAGCCAGCACAUGAGCGUUCGCUUCGAGGAAUCCACGUUUCGGGUUUUGAUUAAGGCACUGUGUGGGAUGAAGAUGGUGGGUUAUGCUGUUAAGAUGAUGAAAAUUAUGAUUGAUGAUGGGUUUAGUUUGGAUGCGGAGAUAUGUUCUUCGAUAAUAUCUUCAAUGUGCAAACAAAGCGAUUUGACUGGCACAGAUGCUUUGGUUGUUUGGGGUGAUAUGAAGAAACUAGGAUUUUCACCUGGUGUAAUGGAUUAUACAAAUUUGAUGAGGUUCUUGGUGAAGGAAGGGAAGGUUAUGGAUGCUUUUGAGAUUCUGAAUCAGAUGAAAAAAGAUGGAAUCAAGCCGGACAGUGUUUGUUACACCAUUGUUAUGAAUGGAACUGUAAAAGAAGGUGAUUAUGUGAAGCUAGAUGAACUCUUUGAAGAAAUGCUGGUACUGGGGAUAAUCCCUGAUGUUUAUACUUAUAAUGUGUAUAUAAAUGGUUUAUGUAAGCAGAAUAAUUUAGACGACGCACUUAAGAUUAUUGCUUCUAUGGAAGACUUAGGUUGCGAACCAAAUGUUGUUACUUACAAUACUUUAUUGGGUGCAUUAUUUAUGGCUGAUGAUUUAAGUAAGGUUAGAGGAUUAGUGAAAGAGAUGAGAAUGAAGGGUAUUGAGAUGAACUUGCAUACAUAUAGGAUCAUUCUUGAUGGUUUUGUUGGUAAAGAUGAGAUUCAAGAAGCUUGUGUUUUGCUUGAGGAAAUGUUGGAGAAGUGUUUUUAUCCAAGAUCUUCUGCAUUUGAUGAUAUCAUAGUUCAGAUGUGCCGAAAGGGUUUGAUUACUGAAGCACUUGAACUGAUGAAGAAAAAUGCUGCAAAAAAUUUUAUUCCUGGUGCUAGAGCUUGGGAAGCAUUGCUUAAUUCAACUUCUGAACUUUCAUAUUCACAAGCAUCAUUUUCUGGCUUGUUGAGAACGCAAUAAUCUGUUAUAUGAUAAAAAUGUUCAAUGAUAUUUAUCAUA
Molecule: messenger RNA, 2423 nt
Organism: Arachis duranensis
Lineage: Eukaryota; Viridiplantae; Streptophyta; Magnoliopsida; Fabales; Fabaceae
Product: pentatricopeptide repeat-containing protein At2g38420, mitochondrial
Exons: 3
Coding region: 909-2384 (491 amino acids)
Molecular function (GO): protein binding
Source: RefSeq, a predicted model, not a curated record